UCGGGCAGCCGUCAGCCGUCGGUCGGCUGACGUCAGACUUGGAUACUUGUAAGGAUAACUCUCAUAAUAGAACAAAUAAGGUUUAUUAGUUGACAACCGAAUAUUUCCAUACAACUCCUCCAUUAAUUGGAGAUUAAAGGUACACAGAUUGCUUCAUUUGCGAUCUUUUCACAACUCUCUAUAUCAUAUAUAUUUUUCCCACUGGAAAUUCAACAGCGGUACUACAUUUUCUACGCGGGUGUCCCUACAAACAUCGUUCAGAAUGUGCGACAGAAUACAUGGAACCCGUGAACCUGGCUGUGACACUGACUGACCUCUGAGUCAUCCCCCCUCUGCGCGUAUCUUCCUCAAACGUGGCAUAAGUGACAUCGGCAUACAGUUCCAGAACCACUAAAUUCAGGGUUUGGAUUGAGGCGAUUGUCUUCCAAACUUCAAGAAUGGGUCUUUGUAAAUGCCCCAAGAGAAAAGUCACCAACUUGUUUUGUUUUGAGCACCGUGUGAAUGUUUGCGAGCAUUGUUUAGUCGCAAAUCAUCCGAAGUGCAUCGUCAAGUCUUACCUACAGUGGCUACAAGACAGCGACUAUGACAUCAGAUGCAGCCUGUGCCUCAAAGAACUUGCCGAUGGAGAUGUUGUAAGGUUACUGUGCUACGAUGUGUUCCAUUGGGCCUGUCUAGACGAAUACGCCCGCCAACUUCCCCCGCACACGGCUCCAGCAGGCUACACGUGCCCCUCCUGCAAUAAUGGUAUCUUCCCCCCGAGCAACAUGGUAUCUCCCGUCGCCGGGGUCCUCCGCGAGACCCUGUCCAGAGUCAACUGGGCGAGGACAGGCUUGGGGCUUUGUCUUAUCGAUGAACCACAACAGCCUGCGCAGCAGCGUUUGCAAGAGCCCGUCGAGGAGCUGUACAAAUCCGCGGAGAGCAGCUACAGUGACCCCACUCCAUCGUCCAGCAUGACCGAGGUGGACAGCGCUGCGUACAGGCCCGCUGCUACCACAGGGGUACAGGCCAGGACAACAAGUACUAAUAUUGUCAACAUCGACAGCACAACGCCACUUCUAAAGCCGGAGACGUUGUCCAGUGGUCAGCUCCCAACAGCUCACAAGAGACAAGGGGGGACUCGGGAUGAUGAGAUUGUGGACAUUAUCCAAGACCACGACGUAGACAAGUACAAGAGGAGGAGUGCUUUCCAUUGGUUUGCAAGGUGGUUCAAGACGCGCACAGGGAAACGAAGCACAGAUGCCAGCACGCCGAUGCGACGCUACGCCAUCCUCCUCAUCCUCGGUGUGAUUGCCUUCUUCACCAUCGUUGUCAUCAUGACGCAGGCAGGCCGGGCCUCGGCCAAUGCGGACCCAUUCCUGGACCCCAUGGCCAACCCCAACAUCAGGGUGGGAAGGAAGAUACUGGGGCUGGGUCACCUCCAGCUCGGCUCAUAGUAAAUCUAAAAGGACCACGGCUAAGGGAAAUCAAACUGUUUAAGACCACUUUUUUUAAAAUAGAAUCUGUCAAAAAUAUUUCAAGGAUCAAGCCAACUGACCCCAAAAAGCUUGGUGGUACAGUGGUUUGGACCUCUUCACCAUAAAACAUUUGAUGUGGGUUCGAGUCCAACCGGAGCAAGCUUAGUUUUUUUCUUCCAAGUUCUUAGGUAGCACAAAGUAUAUAGUGCUUAUAAAUUAAGUUUAUGAAGGACAAAAUCAUAUCAAAGAAUGCAACCUCAAAUUGUUGGACCCAGUUGGCCGAAAGAGUUGAUGCAGGCCCGAAAUAUUUUUCGACAAACUUUUUGUUCUCCACUUCCAUGCCCAAUAUCUUUCUGUGGUCACUCCGGUACAAGUUAAAUUUAAACCAACAACUUUCUAAAUGAGAAAUAUUUAAACCUUUCAAUUUUUUGGGUGUGAUCUUGUGCCUGUCUGGGAAACGGAUCCUCAAUAGAUUUUUUUAAGUGUUCUUUGUUUCUUUUUGACUUCAGGGUCUUCUGAAAUUUCAAAAACUUUUUCUGUCUGGUUUGCUUCUUUUAGUCCCCCCCCCUCCUUUUUUAUAAAAUGUUAAAGAAAAAACACAUAAAAAGUAUGGUGAAGGACAAAGCCUUGUAUUGAAAAUAAAAGUUAUUGUUAAUAAUCUGAUAAAUAACUUAAAACUAAUCAGAAAGAAGUUAUCUGUGGUUUUCCAUUCACAAAUGCUUUCUUCCCCUGCUUUGCUUGUGAUGUUCAUUCAGCGUCACUGCCAUAGUGUUUAAGUUAUUUGCCUCAGAUUUGCUGAAACAGGAUAGUGAGAUAGCACAUUGCUAUGGAGACAACAUCACUUGGUCUGUGUUUGCAAAUUUAGUUGUAUGUGUUUACUUCUUUUUUUUUUCAAUACUUUUGUCAAAAUAAUUAACUGUGAGUUAUUUGCGGCACUAUGGCUA
This is a messenger RNA of Patiria miniata (bat star), 2398 nucleotides long. It is a transcript of the gene zfpl1, whose product is annotated as zinc finger protein-like 1. The record is from RefSeq and is a predicted model, not a curated record. The transcript has 6 exons. The coding region runs from base 438 to 1433 and encodes 331 amino acids. Gene Ontology annotation, cellular component: Golgi apparatus. NCBI's taxonomy places the organism in Eukaryota, Metazoa, Echinodermata, Asteroidea, Valvatida, Asterinidae.